UUUACUCCCAAAGCCUAUCUUCCAUUGGUCGCAAAGGAGAGGGAAGUUGUUGACCUUUUGAGAUCCAAAGAUCACCGCCGAGAAAACAUCACAAAGCUCAAAUCUUUUCUCCAUUUCCAAUCUGAAUGCGGAAACCCCAUUUCUCUGUGUAAGUUUUUCAUGCAUCUUCUUCUUCUUUUCUCAGAUCUGAAUUGCUUUGAUAUCUUUAUCUUGCUUUGUUCCUAUUACAAUGGAUAGCAACUAUUCAGCUAUCCCUAAGAAGUCGUACGUGGAAUUGCAAUCGCAGUAUGAUUCUGAAAACCCAGAAAAUCUUUCAAAAUCCCAUUCCAAAUUAUCGGAUUUUGAUGAGGAAAGCUUUCUAGAUUCCAAGAAUUUGAAUGGGAAUGAUGGCGGUGAUGAUUUCGAUGAUAAUCUUGAUUUCGAUAUUGGUAGUUAUCCUUUAAUUGUUGAGGGGUCUAAUAAUGGGUCUGGAAUCUCCGGGGCGGUGUUUAAUCUCACGACAUCGAUCAUUGGGGCUGGGAUUAUGGCUUUACCUGCUACCAUGAAGGUUCUUGGAUUGGUUUGGGGGUUUGUUUUGAUAAUUUUGAUGGGUAUUUUGUCAGAAAUUAGUGUUGAAUUGUUGGUGAGGUUUUCGGUUUUGUGUAAGGCAUCGUCUUAUGGGGAGGUUGUUCAAUGUGCACUGGGUAGGCCCUGGAGGAUUCUGUCGGAGAUCUGCAUAAUUAUCAAUAAUGCAGGGGUGUUGGUGGUGUAUUUGAUAAUUAUGGGUGAUGUUAUGUCUGGUUCACUCCAUCAUAUUGGGGUUUUCGAUCAAUGGUUAGGACAUGGGGUUUGGGAUCAUCGAAUGCUUCUGAUUUUUGCUGUGGUGGUGGUUUGUCUGGCACCACUUUGCGCCUUGGAGAAGAUUGACUCCUUGAGCUUGACUUCAGCUGCUUCGGUAGCUCUUGCAGUUGUGUUUGUUGUAGUUGCUUGCGCUAUCGCGUUUAUUAAGCUUGUUGAAGGGAAAAUUGAUUCUCCAAGGAUGUCACCGGAUUUUGGGUCGACCAAGGCAAUCUUGGAUUUGCUUGUGGUGAUUCCUAUCAUGACCAAUGCUUAUGUUUGUCACUUUAAUGUUCAACCUAUAUACAAUGAGCUUGAAGGCCGGUCUCCUCAAAAGAUGAAUCGGGUUGGAAGGAUCACAACUGUUCUUUGCAUUGUGAUCUAUUCUUUGACAGCCAUUGCAGGAUAUCUACUCUUUGGGAAAGAUACAGAGUCUGAUAUUCUGACCAACUUUGAUAAAGACCUUGGAAUCCGUUUCAGCUCAGCACUGAAUUAUAUUGUCAGGGUUGGGUACAUUUUCCAUUUGCUUCUUGUUUUCCCUGUUGUCCAUUUUUCCUUGAGGCAAACAGUGGACGCCUUGGUGUUUGAGGGAUCACCUCCUCUCAUGGAGAGUAGGAAGAGAUGUUUUGUAUUGACACUGGUUCUGCUGGGGCUUAUUUAUUUAGGAUCUACCGUGAUUCCCAACAUUUGGACAGCAUUUAAGUUUACAGGGGCAACAACUGCCGUGUCAUUGGGGUUUAUAUUUCCUUCCCUCAUUGCUUUAAAGUUAGGUCGGAAAGGGGAAGGCUUGAGCGUUGUAGAGAAGACCUUGUCAUGGUUCAUGUUGGUAAUGGCAGUAGCAGUCAGCAUUGUUGGAAUUAUUGGCAAUAUUUAUAGUCUCAGAAGCAAAUCUGAAUGAUCCUUGUUAUAAAGGUUUGAGUGUUGUUGCUUUGCACAGAUUUUCACAGGGAAGACUACCUGUAUACCUGCUGGUAUGCUGCCUGUCUGAUCCAAACAGUCAAAUGAAACCCGUGCAAGUGGAUCCUUGGCCAGGAAGUUAGAGGGUGGGAAGAGGCGUUCGGCAAGGCUGAAGGGGAUGCGCUCUUGUUCCGGUUAUAAUGUUCUUGUAUACUUCCGAGUUCUGAGGGAUUCUGGGAGGUUGAUUCAGAAUUCGUGGAAUGUUUGCUACCACUUGUAGGUUAUGUUAAGAUUAAUUCAAAUGUAUUCACACAAUUGUUUAUCCUUUUUGUUCCCUUCCUUCCCCUCCCCACAACAUUAAACACCAUUGUAACAGUAUGAGCAAUAUUUUCCUCCUUUUUUGGAUGAUACCAUGUGUAAACAACGAGCUUUUUUAAGGAAAUUUUCGAACAUCGUUUAUA
This is a messenger RNA of Malus domestica (apple), 2174 nucleotides long. RefSeq names its product amino acid transporter AVT6E. The record is from RefSeq and is a predicted model, not a curated record. Gene Ontology annotation, biological process: amino acid transmembrane transport. Lineage: Eukaryota; Viridiplantae; Streptophyta; Magnoliopsida; Rosales; Rosaceae. Gene Ontology annotation, molecular function: L-amino acid transmembrane transporter activity.